Molecule: messenger RNA, 8768 nt
Organism: Myiozetetes cayanensis
Lineage: Eukaryota; Metazoa; Chordata; Aves; Passeriformes; Tyrannidae
Gene: PMPCB
Product: peptidase, mitochondrial processing subunit beta
Exons: 14
Coding region: 7-1545 (512 amino acids)
Cellular component (GO): mitochondrion
Molecular function (GO): metal ion binding; metalloendopeptidase activity
Source: RefSeq, a predicted model, not a curated record
UGCAGCAUGCGUUACUAUCAACUGACGGAAACCGAAGCCUCGCCGCUGGGAGGUGGGGGGCGAACACACCACUUUUUCUUCCAAGUUUGGAGGAGUAACCACCCUUAUGGUGUCCACCCUGUUUUGGAGAGAAGUGAAGGCAGAAAAGUUACUUGGCAGUUGUUGCAGGCAGAGUGUGUGCAUGUUGGAACGGGCAGGCUCAGAGCUUCCAAAGCAGCCACAGAAGUAAUCUUAAAUGUUCCUGAGACCAGGGUGAGUCCGUUGGAAAAUGGCUUGCAAGUAGCUUCUGAAGACUCUGGACUGUCAACAUGCACAGUUGGACUUUGGAUUGAUGCUGGAAGCAGGUAUGAAAAUGAGAAGAACAAUGGGACUGCUCACUUCCUUGAGCAUAUGGCUUUCAAGGGAACAAAAAAGAGGUCUCAGUUAGACCUUGAGCUAGAGAUUGAGAACAUGGGAGCUCAUCUGAAUGCGUAUACGUCCAGGGAACAAACUGUGUAUUAUGCCAAGGCUUUUUCAAAAGACUUACCAAGAGCUGUGGAAAUCCUUGCUGACAUAAUUCAGAACAGCACCCUGGGAGAAGCAGAGAUUGAGCGUGAGCGGGGAGUUAUCCUUCGGGAGAUGCAAGAGGUUGAAACCAAUUUGCAGGAAGUUGUCUUUGAUUACCUUCAUGCCACAGCCUAUCAGAAAACAGCCCUAGGACGGACAAUUUUAGGACCCACUGAAAACAUCAAAUCCAUAAAUCGUAAUGACUUGGUGGAGUACAUAACAACACAUUACAAAGGACCCAGAAUGGUCCUGGCUGCUGCUGGAGGGGUCUGUCAUGAUGAACUGCUUGACCUAGCGAAGUGCCAUUUUGGUAAUUUGCCAUCUGCUCCAGAAGGAGGACUGCCACCCCUGCCACCUUGUAGCUUCACAGGUAGUGAGAUUCGAAUCCGGGAUGACAAGAUGCCCCUGGCACACCUGGCCAUAGCUGUGGAAGCAGCUGGCUGGUCAGACCCGGAUACGAUCCCACUCAUGGUAGCCAAUACUCUGAUAGGUAACUGGGAUCGUUCCUUCGGAGGAGGCGUGAAUUUAUCCAGUAAACUUGCUCAGAUUGCCUGCCAUGGUAACCUGUGUCACAGUUUCCAGUCCUUCAACACCUGCUAUACUGACACAGGCCUGUGGGGACUCUAUAUGGUCUGUGAGCCAUCUACUAUUCAGGACAUGGUGCACUUUGUUCAGAGAGAAUGGAUGAGACUUUGCACAAGUGUUACAGAAAACGAAGUAGCUCGAGCGAAAAAUCUUCUAAAGACAAAUAUGCUGCUACAACUUGAUGGGUCUACGCCAAUCUGUGAAGACAUUGGAAGACAAAUGCUGUGUUAUAAGCGCCGAAUCCCAAUUCCCGAACUUGAGGCAAGAAUUGAUGCUAUUGAUGCCCAGACUAUUAGAGAUAUCUGCACAAAAUACAUCUAUGAUAAGCAUCCUGCAGUUGCUGCUGUUGGUCCAAUUGAACAACUUCCAGAGUAUAGCAAAAUCUGCAGUGGCAUGUAUUGGCGCCGUGAGUAGUGAAUAACGAGAACUUUCAGUAUAUUUGAGCUUUUUAAAAAAAAAAAAAAAACAAACCAGAAAACCAAUAAAAAACCCCACAACAACAAAAAAAAAAAACAACAAAAAAAACCAAACCCACCAAGCAACUACACCUGUUUAAAGCUUUUGAGUUGUAUUUGAGAAGAUUAAAUCUCAAGAACCAGCCACUCCUGUGUGUCUUUGUACUGAAGAAAGGAAUGGAAACACGUACAGUAUUUGCAUUUUUAUUACAAAACAAAGAUUGUCAGUAAGAGUCAUUUCUUGACUUUAGUAGCAUUCAUCACUUGUUCUUGAGCAGCUUUCUUUGCCUUGACCAUUUCAACGAGUUCCUGGAGAGUUGUGGGAAAAAAAACCACACCAAACAAUUUAAUUAAACAUUGAAUGUGUUAACAGUGCUACAGUUUUGAACCUACAUCUAUUCACUGUGAAACACUCUUGCUCUCAACAUAGUGAGAAAUCUACAUAGCUUAAUGAAGCAAUUUCUCUUAGGAACAAAUCAAUUGAUGGAAGGUCAAUGCUCAUCUACCUCCCCUGCAGCAGAAUAGGGAUAGGACUUUACAGGAGCUUGGUGUCAGACUGUAAGACAGAUUUCCUGAGACAGACUUUCCUUUCCAGAUCCCAGAGCCACUACUUUCACCAAGGAAUAUUUAGUCCUUAAAGCUCUCUAGGGGUUGAGUUACCAAAAAUAAAAAAAAGUUUCUCCAUAAGGUUCCAUCAGUUUGCUGCUGUCAGAUGCCAUCUCUGGUAGGCAGUGCAACAGUAAAAGCAAAGGAUUCUAUCGAGACCUGGGCUGAUGGCAGUCCCAGGAGAGGUGAGGUCCCUUACCUUGUAUCGCUUCAUGCAGUCUUUUUUUGUCCGGCCUGGAACAGCUGCUGCUAUUUUCUCCCAUCUUUCAGGAGUAUUUACUGGAUAAGUCUUCAAUGCUUGUUCUAAAAGUUUUUGUUCUUCUGUAGUCCAAGGGGAUGAAUCUAAAGGUGAUCCUGUUUUUAAAUGCAAAAAGGAUAGUAGGAAAAAUAUAUUUAAUAGAAGAGUCUAUAAAGCCUAAGAAAAUAUCGUAAAAUCUAUUUAGUUGGUUUAAAAUCCAUGCAGUUUUGAAAAGCCCUGAAGAACAACCAAGCCUGAAGCUGAUUGGACAAGUGGCCCUCAGGAUCUCUAGAACAGCACAGGGAAGUUAGAAGGGAGUGUCUUUUGUUGUCAGCCAGGUGUUAGAUUGCUGUAGCUGCCCUCCUAAGCCACAGCACUAGGGCAGCAAUGUAGCUUUUCCUUUUGCAUUUCAGUAAGGAACACUCAGUAAGGAAACAGCUUUCUGCAAGUGUCUGGAAAACCUGACGAGACGUGUGGGGUUUCACAGGAGACCAAAAGUUAGCUGUAUGAUGAUCCUAUAUCUCAAGUGAAUCCCCUCAGGCUUGCUGUUCCCUGAAAGUGUAGCACCCUCUGAGGAACAGGCGAUCUCAGCACCAGACUUAACCUGUUGCCUCACCAGGAAACAUUUCACUGUCACUGUGUAGCUGGAUCACUUACUGUGUUUGUAAGCAAGUCUUGAGUCUGGGUUACUUUCUUUCUAAGAGGCACAGGGGGGACAAGUCUACAAGAAGGGCUCCCUUUUCAGCUUUACCUUCAAAUCGCUCCGAGGGGGCAGCACUGUCCAUCUGAGGCACCACACCGUGUUCUUUUUUAAAUUUGUCAAAUGCUUUCUUGUUUAUGUCAUCUUUUUGAUGAGGGUCUAUGAGUAACAGACAUGGAAGAGAAAAAUUAUUGCAACAGUUAAAGCCACGUGUAGUAGUAAAAACAUUGUGUAGCACAUUAUUAGUUUACAAUAACCACAUAAUUAAAACUAUUCCUACUUCCUUUAAAAUGAUGAUAAAGAGGUUGAUAGAUUAAAACAAAUAAAUCUUUCAGGGUCCAAUAAAUAUGGAGCCAAAGUGUCAGGCUCUCCAACCCUAUCCUGCUUUAUACUGCUCACAGGAAUACUUGUUCCAUAUAAUCUUAAGCCUGAAUCUGCAACUUCAGAGAAAUUCAGAAGGAUUAUUCUCUCAAGUCAGGGCUGUGGCACAAAACUCACAUAUUACCCAGGGUAUGAGCAUGUCAGAGGGGCAGGGACACUGGGGAAGUUCAGGUAGAUGGUUUGGAAUGGAGAAGCCUCAUGAAAACUUUGUGCAAUAUUUUUUUGUUGUUGUUGUUGUUCUGUAGUGAAAUAUAUAAUUUCCUUAAGACCUUAUUCUAGAGCUCUCUAAGCUUCAUGUAUCAUUUUAUUAUUAUUCAUUUUCAAAGAGGAGAUGAGCCACGUUAAUUUAGGUGUCUUACUCUGGUGUUUUUAAAGUAUCUCUAGAGCUUCAUCAAUUCCAUUUAUUUUAGAUGCCUUCCUUCGUAGGGAGCUUUUCCAGAGGCCCACUUGUCUCUAGCUGAGCCCAGGCAAUGCAUGUGGCCCACAGACAUCUGAGCAUCCAGCUGCAGUGAGACUGUUCUCAGAGUCACUCAGGAGGUGGUAGCUUACACAAAACCCAUUAGGUUGAAAACACUGAAUCACAUAAAUGCUCCUCUAAAUCUCCCAUCUGAACUACAUUUCUUUGGGGAUAUACAGAUUUUCUCAGAAACACAAAGCCACUAAAAAAAAAAUGCAGCUGUGCAGAAGCAUACAGAACAUCAUAUGGCAAAAUAAGGUAAUAUAUACCAAGCUUUUGGAGGCUCUUGGCUUUAUUGAUGACAUCUUUUGCUGUUCGUUUUAUUCCAGUAGUAGAGUGCAAGUUCAUGUAAUUGGCAAUAACUUCCCACCUAAAGCAAGAAUAGAAAGGGUAAACCAGCAUAUUUAUCUUCAUACAAGUGAUGGUCAAGCUCCUGUACACAUUUUAUACCAAAUCCUAAGUGUGAUCAUACUUAAAUGCAUAUAAAAUGUCAGGGUAACUAUUCUGGAAAGGUUUCAGUUACUAACUGAAGAAUUCAGUCAGCGGGAGUGAACUUUAGCUGCCGAUACAGAAAAGUGGGGUAGAAUGUAGGUGAGUGCAAACCUCUAAUCCUCAAAAUUCUGCUCAGCUGCUGCUUUCCUGAACUCCCCAAACACCUCUGACAUUAAAUACUGCAAGGUGCACUCAAGGGCUGAGAAGUUACCAACCCUGUGUCCACUGCUCCCCAGAAGGCCUAAACAUCAGGUAAAGGGGCUUAAGCAGGAGAGAGCUAGAACAGCCCCAUAGCCCCAGAACUAUUCCUAGUGCAUUCUUAGAAAAUGGAAAGCAAUAUUUGCACCUGAACAGACAGGAGGAUGGUGUCUAGGCCUGUGUUCUCAGUGAGCACUGACUGCUGAGCUGCACAAACAGACACUGGUAUUGUCUCCAGAGAGUAUGGCAGAUUUUUUUUUUUUUAAGUAAGCCUCAAAGUCUUGUAAUUGAGGCCUCAAAUCUGUGAAUCCCAAGUGGAAGAAGACAUUUCAUUCCUGGGCAAGAGCAGAAUUUAAAGCAUACUCCUGUUCUUGAUGCUUAUCAGUAAGCUGAUUGCCAGUGCUGCUUUCUGUAAAUCCCAACCUUUCCCUUUCCCCCAGCUUUGUUUUCCUCCUACCAUGUAGAGGAGAAAGCAGCCUCAGUCAUUGUGGAGCUACUGGAAGUACCUUACACACUUGUAUUCCUACCCAGCUGCAUCCCAGUCACUGCUCCAGUUUUGUUCUGUGCUUUAACGACUGACCCCGACCCUGGAGUAAGCCCUGUGCAAACACGCACCUCAGCACCAUCUCGGUAAUGGACUGAGGCCCCAGUCUGGGGGAAACAAGGUACAGGACCAGAGCUAACUCCAGUGACACGUGAAGUGUGGUACUAAGGGAAAACAAACCACUGGCUGCUCAGGAGUCAAGGAAAAGGAGGAAAUUUAGGGAGUCCUCAUACUGACACCGUACUUAGGUCGGUCUGAAAGUUAUAUUAUGCUUGUUAUUUAAUUAAAAAUUGUUAGUAGAGAUUUUAGCACCGAUCCCGAGGAGUACCUUGAGUUAGUCCCUGCUGGAAAGAGGUUCACAGCUUUAAUUAACAACUGUAAGUCAUCUUCUGGCCAAUUUUUGCUUCCCCCUCCACCACCAGUGGUUGACUUUUCUGAACUCUUUGUUGCUUGGCGCAUACGAGCUUCUGCCUCUUCUUUCUCUCGCCUUAUUUGUUCAUUUAUUUCUUCUAUCUAGGGAUUGUAAAUAAGCAUUAUUUAUUCAUUUACUGAAUUUUUACAUUUCACAGUGACACAAACCCCUCUCUCUAAAAUCGCUUUGAGCCUUGAAUUUUGCUUAGUUUCUGUUUUGUACAUGAUACAAAAGGAAAUGGAGGUGCUUAUCUGCUCCAGUAUUAUUUCCCUCCAUCCCAUGCAUAAAUUUGGCCACCCCAGAUUAGGAGUUCAGAAAUCCAUCACAAGUUCCCUAAGAAAUUACAUGAAAACUCCCAGAAUUAAAGCAAAACUUCAGACCCUAGUGUGAAUGUCCAGGCUAACACCUGACUUAGUGGGACAGAUCCACAAAAGUAAUAAAAGCCUAAAGCGACCGGUGAGGGCAGUGAAACAUCCAUGUUGAACACACUGAUUCCCUGAGCCUGGUUAUGUCAGAAAUUCUCAGAACAGUUGUAGUUAAGUUAGUAACUAAAAUCUGGGUUGUUGCAGUUAAUGCUUAGAGUUUACUCAGAGUUAGAUGGCCAAGUGUAGUUUGUUAGCAAGCAGUUCAGCAGAAUUUAAGUUACUCAUUGCACAUUUUUGUGACCUGUAAUCACAUCUCGAGAAGGUGGUGUGACACAUCUUUAAUUACCUGCUUCCCAGUUCAGUCUUGGCAAUAUUAAAGGAGCUGUGCACUGAUCCCUGUUGGCAGAUUGCCCAAAAUAGGUUUCUCACUCUCUGUCUCAAAUAAAAUCUUUCUGGCAAAAGGAAAGUUAUCUGGCAGAUAAUUUUUAUUAAUGCAGAAAUGGAAUAGUUUUAACAGACAGAAAGGGGACUGUCCUGUGUUUGGAACACUCUCCUGGAGAAUGGAAGAUUGAAUUCAGUCCCCUAAAGAACAAGAGGGAUUUAAGUUGACUGGUGAGUAAACCUGACCCUGGGAUGGAGGCAGAUCCCCACCAGGAAAGAAAGUUCAGAGCAGUGAAACCACAGUGGGUGAGAGAAAGCAACUUUUUCUGCAGGAUGUAGGUUCAGCCUUAUUAGUCCAAAUGGCUUUUCCCUGCUGGCAAGUUUAGGCAGAUCCUUGCUGAGUUUUGUAAACCUCAAUUGCAAGUGUCUUGCUUUUUCCAUUGUUUGGUAUGCAACCCACUGGCCCUUCCAGUGCCUACAGCCUGCAGCACUGAAGUCCUUUUGUGGAUCUAGCCCCAGGUCAGGGAUAGUAGGCUAGGAUUUUUCUUGCAUAACAGAAUAGGUUAAGACUGCCCUCCUUCCCCUGAGGGAACUGCUACCCGUUGUUGGGCAAAAUGGAAUUCCUCUACUGUUUCUGAAUAAAAGUGGAUUAAUUUCACCAGCCAUGAACUGCACUGUGUAAAAUGGAGCAGAGAUCACACUGCCUGGGGACUCUGAAACUCGAGUCUGUGUUUAACAAGCAGGAUUCCACAGCAGCUAUGUUGUAUCUUACUUCGAUUCGGUCAUGUUGAUUCCACAAAUCAUUGUUAUUUUGAUUUGACACUCAGCAUAAUUACCUGUUUUACUACAGCCGCCUUUCCUCCUUCCCUUGUUGUGGAUGUAAGUGCUUCAUUCAAGCAUUGCAGACUAAAAAUAAAUUAUUAAGUUACAACGGAGAGCUAGUGGAAAGAUGGGUAUCAAAAGGAGCAGAAAGCAGCAGCAGGAGGACUUACCUUGCCAACUCAAGGCGAUCACAAAGCUUUUCCACCUCCUCCAUCAUUUUAACACAAUCUGCCUCAUUAUCAGAAAAGUAAUUCCAGUUCUGGAAGCAGAAAUACAUGUUCUACAGAGUUCUUGAACUAUUGUCCUGUUCCUUCAGCCAAAGGCUUAACACACAGCAUCCUUCAGCCACUGCUGUGUCUGGACCCAUUUGGUCUCAAAGCUGUUUAAGUAUGUGUUUGAGCACUUUGGUUUUUAGUAAGCCCACUUUCCAUACCCAUCUCCAGCCAUAAGGACAAGCAAACACGUGAUACAGUCUAAUCUAAACACACACAGUAAUUUCACUGAUGUAACCUGUAUUUCACUGUAAUUGUAGUUAAAUACCUUGCACGUUGUUCUCAGUUUUUGCCUUUCUUUCUUGAUUGCUUUCUUCUGUAUCUCUUUUUCCUUUUUUGCUAGUAAUGCUUGCUGCCUAACUUCUUCUUCCUCCUUUUCUUUUGCUAACCGUGCUGCUUCUAAUUCUGCUUGUCUUUGCUGCAACCAAAAGGGAAAAAACCCAAACAAGUAAAAAAACCCUCAACAAAUCACACUGUUACAAGGCCAUUCAGUCAUCCAAUAUUAAAAUGUGUUGGUUUUGGUUUGGAUACAGUUCUGUUUGUUUUGGUGGAGUUUGUUUUAAAAUGCAUCAAUACUUUAAUGUUUGGUUUUCCAAGGAUUCUGAAGGAAGAUGAUGACACAUACAGCAGUUGGAACUGAGUAAUUAAUUAAUUGAGGCAUUAAUUGAGUACCCUAAUUAUGCACUGUGAGGACCCCCAGGUUACAAAUCCUCACUUCCUAUACAAUGAAGAUAUAAAACUGUGUGAAUUUUCUUAUGGCUGCCUCAGGAAUAUAAGCUUGGAAGAAUGCAGUGCUCCAGCACUUCUCUGAAUCAUUAUUAACAUAGUAUUUUGCAGUGUCCCAGCACUGUCUUUUAGGUUACUUUUUAACAUCUUACAGUUCCCUUUCACUCCUAUACUUUCAAAGCCAUCUUUUCCAAACUGUUAAUAUUAAUCAGCUAUGUUGCAUUACCUCAAAGUGUUUCAUACCAACCUACCACUCCCAUUCCACAGAUGCAAGGCAAACAGCCAUGGCCAUUUUAUGCAAAUGCAAAGUAGGGCACAGACCUUAACACCUGCCUCGAAAGCAGAGGAAGUGCAUGCAACAGGAGAAUUCAAUUUUAGAAGGUUUUUUGUUUCAGAUCUGCAUUCCUUGCUUCUGUCUCAUUCUCAAAAGGCUGUCAGUCUUGCACUGCCUGCUGCACAGGCAAAGACAAUGCAUCUUUAAAUCCCACUGUGUUUCUGACAGUAGCCUCUGACACAACUAGAAGCUGAAGCAGUGGAUCAGGUUUGAAUGAACCAGGGUUUUUCAAUCCAAAUAAAGUCGUUAACUUA